Sardina pilchardus (European sardine) is the source of this 1109-nucleotide messenger RNA. RefSeq names its product protein FAM177B. The transcript has 5 exons. The coding region runs from base 104 to 643 and encodes 179 amino acids. NCBI's taxonomy places the organism in Eukaryota, Metazoa, Chordata, Actinopteri, Clupeiformes, Clupeidae. The record is from RefSeq and is a predicted model, not a curated record.
CUUAUCAGUUGUGCAGUGAUGUGACAAAAUAUUUGCUCUGAGCUGAGAAAGACCAGCGCCUUGUGUUGCUUGCACUUCUGAAAACCAGACUAAGCUUGUGAGGAUGAAUGACAACUUAACAAGAGAUCUCCACAUGCAAGAGACAAGUUUUGACCAUCAAUCUGAUGACAGACGAAUCAUCUACUUCGCCAAUGGAGAGACUCUAGAGGAGAGUGAGGGUGAGGAAGAGGAUGAUGAAGAUACAAAUAAGAAAGAACCUUUUUCACAAUCAGUGGACACAGCAAACCUGUCUUGGAGAGAAUAUUCUCGGUUCCUAGGAACGAAAAUUGGGAAGAAGUCAUUACAAACCUGUGACUAUCUUGGGGAGAAACUGGCUCGUCUCCUUGGACUAUACUCUGCUAAAUACCAGUAUGCCAUAGAUGAAUUUAAUCGUGAUCAAAAGGAAAAAAACAUCAAGGAGGAAUCUUCAGAUGUCUUCAUGGAGGAUGACACAGAAAACAUUAAUCUCGCCCAGAAAAAGAGCAGAAAAUAUGGAGCCACUGGUACUCCCAAAGUUGCCAGUCACCAGUCUUCCAUUAGUGCACCUAGAGUAACGCAUAUGGCAGUUGGCACAAACAAUAACGGAUACCAGGAUGAUCAAUGAGCUUUUUUAAGAUGCCUAGUAUUUUAAAGGUGAACUAUGCACGUUUUUUAGAUAAAUUUGCCUUAACUAAUCAGCUUCGGAGUCAUUGAAAUGGUUAUUUGACUUAUUUUGGGUUGAAUGACGGCUGUCUCGCUUCCUCCUAGUGCCUCUGAGCGGAAAAACCACGCAUGCAAGUUGGACUGACAAACAGAAAGUCUCCGGCCUCACGGUCAUCCUCAUGAAAAGGCAGACUGACCGAUUGAGGAGUGUUGUAAAAUAUACACGCUAAAGCUGUAGGGGAAACUGCAGAGAAAUCUGCAAGCGUAAAACGAAAAGUCAAAGUGGCGAUGAAAUCGCCAAACCUGCAUAGUUUCCCCUUUAAGUAAGUCAUUACAGUUUGUAAUCUAAAAAAACUUGUCAUGAGUUCUACGUCAGAUUACCAAUGCAUCAGAGAGAAUCAGAAAUAAAACCACUUUGUUUUGCUUCA